Molecule: messenger RNA, 2136 nt
Organism: Drechmeria coniospora
Lineage: Eukaryota; Fungi; Ascomycota; Sordariomycetes; Hypocreales; Ophiocordycipitaceae
Exons: 3
Coding region: 1-2136 (711 amino acids)
Biological process (GO): regulation of transcription by RNA polymerase II
Cellular component (GO): nucleus
Molecular function (GO): RNA polymerase II cis-regulatory region sequence-specific DNA binding; DNA-binding transcription factor activity, RNA polymerase II-specific
Source: RefSeq, a predicted model, not a curated record
AUGCACCUCGCCCGGAUAGAUGUCCUCCUUCCGCUCUUCUCGGACGAGGCAACAUGGCUUGGUACCGAGCACGCGGCUGGGCCUCGAUGCUCGAUGGCUGGCUGGCUGGCUUCCCUGAUCCCAGCAGUCUUACACUGCAUGACCGUCGAUCAAGUGACGGCAGAGAGCACUGCACCGGCAGAACAUAGCUCGGCACUGUUCAACGCGCACUUGCUGCGUUCGACCACCAAACAAUCUCCCGCUCCCUUCCUGCUUCGCCGCGGUAUCUCUCUGCAUCCAACAUUCUCGCACCGGACGGGACCAGCAACGUACUCGCGGAACGGAUCGGCCGAGAAACAGUUGACUUUGACAGGCGUCCAUUCUGAAAUGGCGGAGACCAUGUCGUUUGCCAUGUAUCCCUCAUCUCCAGGUAUCCAGCACGGCAAGGACUCCCCGUUUCCGGCAACGUGCCAUGGUCUGGGGAGGAAAGCGCAGGACCAUGAGGCCACGGCCGAGGGCUACGGGCCGGUGACGCCGAUACUGCAUGUGAGGAGCUGCGGUGGCUGGCCGUCACCGCCCCUCGUUCCCGCCGACUUUGAACUGGGUCAUUUCGAACUGAAUCGUGGCCAAGGGCCCCCGUUUGAGCGGACUUACACGUACGGAUAUUCACCGGCUUCGCCGAGGACUUGGUCGCCCGUUCCCUCGCGCAGCCUGCCUCCUUCGGCAACAGUUCUUCGGAGCCAACCGCUGCUUCCUCCCAUCAGGGUCGGCAGCAGUCACGGUCUGCCUCCACCCGCGGCCAUUCUCCCCAGCCAGAGUCUGUCGGGGGCGGAGCAGGAUGAGCUGUCGCCCGCCGUCCUGGCACCGGAAGACGCAAACCUGCCGAGUCCAUUCACGGACGGCUACUCGGGCUUCGACACCUUGCCAAGCAUGCCGAUGGAAGAUGGCACGGACGCGUUGCCGGCCGAGGAACUGACGAUGAAGACGCCUUCGUCCAUGGUGACGCCCAACCCGGCCUCGCCGUCUUGCUGUUUCGAUGAGUCGCUAGGGCCAUGCACGGUAGCAUCAACACCGCCGGCUGCACCUCCGCCGCCGCCGGCGACGAAGAUGGAGGAGGAGUCCUAUGCCAAGCUCAUCUACAAGGCGUUCAUGAGUCGACGAGGCCACUCGAUGACGGUGCAGGACAUCUACCAAUGGUUCCGUGAGAACACGUCCAAGGCGGUGACGGAGAAGGGCGGAUGGCAAAACAGCAUCCGGCACAACCUCAGCAUGAACGCGGCAUUCAAGAAGCGCACCAACUACGGGGGGGUCUUUGAGCCUGUCGUUCGGGACGCGUGCGGUGCGUUCAAGCCGGUGCAGGGGCAGGACGGCGGCGGUACGCCGUGCUCGAGGCGACCGCACGAAUGGGUGCUCGAAGACUGGGCGGUCCGAUUUGGGGUCCAGAGCACGACUCGAUACCGCAAGGGAAACGGCGGAAAGCGGUGCGGAUCUGGUGCGAACGGCGGAAUCGGCGGCCGAUACGGCGGCCCACCGGUCGGACCAGAAGCGUCCGGGGCCCAGCACGACUCGAAGCGCGCCGUGUCUGGUCGCAAGGGCGGUUGCGCCGCGAGGGACGCGAAGCGGAGACGGGACCGUGCCAUUAGUCAGGCGGCUAUGGCCAUCGCGCAGGGGACUCACUUCUCCGUCGGAUACAGACCUGAGCUGCCUUCUCCCCCGCGAUCGACCAUCGGCAGCCUAUACGACGGGGAACCCAUCGCAGGGUCUCGGCUCGGAGCGAUGGCGCAUGGACCUCAGGGUGGCCUUUACGGCGCAUCCAAGGAGUUGGGCGCCCUGUUGGGCGAUGGAAAUUGCGGCGGCACCUACAGCGGCGGCACCUACAGCACCUGUGCCGGCGGUAUGAGCACCAGCAGCAGGAGCAGCACCAGUGGCGAGAGAGGCGACGGCUACAUGAUUCGAGCCAGCGUGGGCGUUCAGUCCAACGGUGGCCACGUGGACGCGUACGGACCGCUUCCCUCACUUCGAGAGCCCUUGCCGUAUGGCGAUGUCGAGCAGCGAUACGGCUCUCGCUCCAGUGCCGGUGCUGGCACAACCAGCCAGGCUCGCAUGUUUGAGCCAUUGCCGGACGGCCUCUGCGAUUGGAACAGUGGCAGCAUCUAG